AUGAUCUACCGUAACGUGAUUGCAAGUUCACAAGGAAGGAACACGUUAUCAUCAUCAUUGCACAUGUUGUCACAACAUUUGGCCUUCCUCCCACUCACUCUUUGGUGUAUUCUCUUUGCAUUUCUUCUUCCUUUCACCACUUCUCAAUCCGUUUAUUUCGGUGGUCUUUACAGUCGAGAAGAUUCCACAACAUUCACUGGCUCCAAUGUUGGAACCUCUGAUGUGUUUAAAUUGCAAACAUCUCAAAGUUCACCCUAUUAUGAAGUCACUGACAGCUCUUCGAAUGCGUUGAGCUUUUCUACUCCAACCAUCUUGGGACGAAAUGGACAUGCCUUUAGCACACUAUUGUCUCGAUUCUCGGUAAGACUCAAUGAAAUGGAAAAAAACAUAGGUGUUCGAAUGACAAGCAAUGCAAUGGUCUCACUUCCUCUCAAAUAUCAAGAAAAUUCUGGCAAGCUCUGGCAAGUGAGUUCCAUUUCUGGAAAUAAUUUCAAAUUACAAAAUUUAACACCAACAGAUCAAAGAACAGCUAUUGCUGCCUAUGCAUUUAACAGCGACAAGAAUUUGUAUGAUGUUUACUUUGUUUUCUUUGACAGUGCUGGAACCACUAUUGGAAGUAUGUUGAGAGGCAUUAGCAGUGACAUGCAAACAAUUUCACUUGAAAAUUUUGAUACAUUUGCUCCAAUUUAUUAUUAA
This is a messenger RNA of Naegleria fowleri, 696 nucleotides long. RefSeq lists its product as uncharacterized. The record is from RefSeq and is a predicted model, not a curated record. The transcript has 3 exons. NCBI's taxonomy places the organism in Eukaryota, Heterolobosea, Eutetramitea, Acrasida, Naegleriidae. Bases 1 to 696 code for a protein of 231 amino acids.